AUGACCAGCGAUCCUGUGGACGACUUGCUCCACCUUCGUCAGCAUGCCCGCCUGACUCUUCUCCUCGAUUCGCUCGCACAACCCGCAACGGCGCUCUUAGGAACGCUUUGGCAGCAAGUUGCACGAUCUGAUACUCAGCGUGCGCUUCUGAUCUGUCUCGAGCAUGAGCCGUCGCUGUUUGGGCCUGUCGGCAAGCAUUGCGCUGUCAUUGAUGCCUUGUGCGGUUCGAAGUACAAUGCCAGGCAACAACCGUGUGAUGCUCUGGAAGCGCUUCUCUCUGCACUACAACAGCAGCUGCAGCACCCGCUGCUCGUGUUCAUAGACGGCAUCACCAACUUUACCUAUCAGUACGGCCAGAAGACGCUGUUCAAGCUUCUCAGAGCAAUCCUAGCAUCCGAUACGGCUACUCGUAUCGUACUCGUCCACCAUGUCGAUCUGCCGAGUCCAACAGAGCAGCGGACCGACAUCGUCGCGCUUUUGCAAAGCCCGAGCAUGUGCGCGAGCAUACUGAGAGUCGCACUACAUCCACUUGCGCUCUUGCAGCACUUACUCGAUGACCUUCAUCUCGCCCCUGAGUCCGAACAGGUCUAUGCUCUACUGCAGACCCAUCUCGCCCGAGGCUGGGGAUCUGGCUUCUCCUACGCAACCGAAGAACCCCAUGCGAGCGAGGAGAACAGCACAGCAGAUGGCUUGGGCGAGCGCAGACUGGCUCGCUGUAUCCUGAGCUACGAUGCUCGAGGGCUGUCAUCCGCUGAACGGGCUGGCAAAGUCAAGGAAGAGCGCGGUGUCGUUGCUCUAUUGCGCAAAAGCGAAGGCGACGCGGCUAGCUACCAGACUGCCGCGCUCUCAGAAGUCCUGAUCGCUCGCUCGCGUCGGGAGGUCAAGACAGCCAGCAUCGCAGCUGCUGACAAAGACGGCCUACCCGCCGACCUGACGUUCAGCCUCAGUCUGACGGACGCCCAGCGGCAAGCACGGGAUAGCGUACCGUUGCCCUUUGCUCGCGACUCGACCGAGCAAGGGAGGAUCAUCUACGAGCCAGACUCGGGCGAUGAUCUCGAUGAAGACGAGCCAGACGAAGGAAUGGAGAUCUGA
Molecule: messenger RNA, 1092 nt
Organism: Mixia osmundae IAM 14324
Lineage: Eukaryota; Fungi; Basidiomycota; Mixiomycetes; Mixiales; Mixiaceae
Exons: 3
Coding region: 1-1092 (363 amino acids)
Biological process (GO): tRNA wobble uridine modification
Cellular component (GO): nucleus; cytosol; elongator holoenzyme complex
Molecular function (GO): tRNA binding
Source: RefSeq, a predicted model, not a curated record